AUGUUGUAUAGUGUCUUGGGCUUAGGAGCUGUCUCCUUCAAUACUGAAAAGGAUAUUCCUGACCUUUCUGGCAAAGUCAUUCUUGUUACCGGCGGGAACAUUGGUUUAGGCCUCGAAACUAUCCUCCAGUUGUCUAAACAUAAUCCAUCGCACAUAUAUCUCGCCGCACGAUCCGAACCUAAAGCCACAGCGGCAAUCAAAGAAAUACAAUCCAAAGUCCCAAAUGCGCCCAUUACAUUUCUUCAAUGCGACCUUACCUCCCUCCCGUCAGUCCAAGAAUCUGCCAAACAGUUCAAUAGUAAAGAGUCCCGCCUCGAUUUAUUGAUUUUGAAUGCGGGAAUCAUGGCGGUUCCAGCUGCGACUACAGAACAAGGCUAUGAAAUCCAAUUUGGGACAAAUCAUGUCGGACAUGCUCUUCUGACAAAAUUGCUGCUUCCCACAUUGUUGAAGACAGCAGAGCAGAAGGACGCAGAUGUGAGGAUUGUCUCAUUGAGUAGUGUGGCUCAUACACUAGGUCCUGUUGGAGGUAUCAAAUUCGACGACUUAAAAACGGAUAUGAAUAGUUAUACGACAAUGUCUCGAUAUGGACAAUCAAAGCUGUCGAACAUUCUUUUCGCCAAAGGAUUGAACAAGAGAUAUGGCGAGAAAGGUAUCACAGCUGUGUCUGUUCACCCGGGAGUAGUCAACACAAAUUUGUAUGCGACCGCUUUUGAGAAAUAUGGAGUUUUCGGUAAAAUCGCGGGGUUAGUAAGAAACUUGGCUUUUACAAGUAUGGCUGAUGGUGCGAAGAAUCAACUCUGGGCUGCAGUGGCAAACAAGGGCGAUGCAAAAGGCGAAGUUUUGAAAGGGGAAUACUACACACCUGUAGGGAUUUCUGGCAAUGGAAAUAAGUACACAGGAGAUGAGAAGUUGGCGGAUGAACUGUGGGAGUGGACUGAGAAAGAGCUGGAAGGGUACAAGAUUUGA
Sclerotinia sclerotiorum 1980 UF-70 is the source of this 966-nucleotide messenger RNA. RefSeq lists its product as hypothetical. The transcript is spliced from 2 exons. The coding region runs from base 1 to 966 and encodes 321 amino acids. Lineage: Eukaryota; Fungi; Ascomycota; Leotiomycetes; Helotiales; Sclerotiniaceae. The record is from RefSeq and is a predicted model, not a curated record.